UCGCCAUAGUUGUGCGAGCUGGCAAACGCGCCGGUCACCCGUCGAAAGCGAUCCAUUGUCGUUUCAGUCCGUUGAGAAACGUUGUGCAUGUAAACGUGUCCGAAUAUGUACUGUUUUAAGUUCAUUCUGUUGGUCGGCGUCGCCGUAUGUUGCGUGCAAGGUGAAAACGACUUUCCGCCACAACCUCCAACACCGUCUCCAGAACCAAACAUAACCACAACGAAACCGACUACUCCAACUACCAAGACGACGACGACGGUUUCUACUACAACUACUACGACUACUACUAGCACUACCACUACCAAGACGCCGCCGACAACAACAACAACAAAACCGACGACGACUACAACCCAGCCAACAACCACCGCUAAACCGACGACUACAGCGCCACCGCAGCCGCCGCAACCCGCACCCGGAACAUGGUCCGCUAACAUCACCAACACAAACAGAACUUGUGUGGUCGUCCAACUGGCGUUGCUGAUUGAAAUCCCGACCAAAGACAACAAAACCAUUAAAAUACCGUUGCCGACGUCCGCCAACGCAUCGGGCGAUUGUUCCGGCAAGGACAAAGAGAGCUUGUUGCUGACUUGGGGCGAGGGCAACAAAAUCGAGUUUGACUUCAACAGAACGGACAAGACCCGUUUCCAGCUUGAGGAAUUGAUGGUUGAUGUCAACCUAACGUUGCCCGGACAGAAUGCUACCGUAUACAAAUACAAACACAACAAGACCGAAUUCGGCGCCCCCAUCGACAAUUCGUACAAGUGCAGCAAGCAGCAAACACUGCAGCUGAUCCGACUCGACGACAAGAACGCCACGGCCUCAUUGAUCGUCAGCAACGUGCAACUGCAGGCCUUCCGCAACGCCACCGGCCAACAUUUCGACUCUCCUCUGGACUGCGAAAGUGCCCACAAAACGGACGUGGUGCCCAUCGUAGUGGGCUGCGUGCUUGCCGGAUUGGUGGUGCUGUUCCUCGUCGGUUACUUGGUGGGCAGGAGGCGUUGCCAAGCUCGCGGUUAUCUGUCAAUGUGAGUGGUGUAACUCUCUCCAGUCCGGUGGCUCACGGUUUGGUGGGGUCGACUUAUUGAUACUUGAAAAAUUGUUUGAAAUUUAUAAAUUUAACUUAUCCAUGAACAAGUAAAUACCCAUAACCCGUUCUUGGUGCAGUAAUUGUUGUAAUUAAUAAUAAUUCGUUUUUGUUCAAUAGAGGAACUAUUAUUUUGGGAACUACCUUUUUUGUGAUGUUUUGUAUGGUUUGCGCAUUGUUUAUUAGAACAAUUAUUGUGUAAUUUAGUUAUUAUAACCUUCUCAUAACCCCUAGAUCUAGUUUUCUAAAAAACUAUAGCCUUAAUAUACCUAUUAUAAAUACUAUACAUAUAAUAACAAUUAAUACUAA
Aethina tumida (small hive beetle) is the source of this 1393-nucleotide messenger RNA. Its product is annotated as lysosome-associated membrane glycoprotein 1. NCBI's taxonomy places the organism in Eukaryota, Metazoa, Arthropoda, Insecta, Coleoptera, Nitidulidae. Gene Ontology annotation, cellular component: membrane. Bases 106 to 1029 code for a protein of 307 amino acids. The record is from RefSeq and is a predicted model, not a curated record. The transcript is spliced from 5 exons.